CUACUUCUACCUAUUUUUUACUCACUGAAGAAAAAUACACUUUCUGGCUUCAAGUGUUUAGUUUGUUUUGCUAGUACAAGGGCUUGGUGAACAAAGACCCUAGUUGUUUCUGUCCCGCACUGGUGUUUAAGUUUGACCACAUCAUGGAAAUCAUUUAAUACUGUAUUUACUAUUUAAGUCUGCCAUAACCUUUUGAAAAUGUGUAAGGACUGUACACUUUAAAUAUUGCACUAGUGUGCCUCCUGUUUAUGCAUACUCCAGAAAAGAUCACUACUGUUGUUGGACUAAAGGGUCUGAACGAAUGUACUUUUCUAUUAUGAGCUCCUCUGGCUCAUGGACGCCGCUUGCGACCGUGGGUGUUUUAGGUCCCCAGUAUCUUCCAGUUAGAUGGUGGCAUUCUUCUCAUCCCCUUCAAGAUGACUCCAUGAUUGAAAAAUCGCUGAAGUCCUUGAAGGACAAAAACAAGAAGUUGGAAGAAGGAGGUCCUAUAUAUAGUCCAACAGAAGUAGAAGUUGUUAAAAAAUCUCUCGGACAGAGGAUUGUGGAUGAGCUGAAGCAUUACUAUCAUGGUUUUCGAUUAUUGUGGAUUGAUACAAAAAUAGCUGCAAGGAUGCUGUGGCGAAUACUUCAUGGGCAUACUCUGUCUCGUCGAGAACGUAGACAGUUCCUUCGAAUAUGUGCUGAUCUCUUCCGCUUGGUCCCUUUCCUAGUUUUUCUUGUUGUCCCAUUUAUGGAGUUUCUGCUUCCAGUAGCUCUUAAGUUGUUCCCUAAUAUGCUUCCCUCUACAUUUGAGACAAAAUCUAAAAAGGAGGAAAGACUGAAGAAACAGUUGAGAGUAAAGCUUGAGUUGGCUAAGUUUCUUCAAGACACGAUUGAGGAGAUGGCCUUAAAAAAUAAAGCAGCCAAAGGAAAUGUUACAAAAGACUUUUCAACAUUCUUUCAAAAGAUUAGGGAAACUGGUGAAAGACCUAGUAAUGAGGAGAUCUUAAGGUUCUCUAAACUAUUCGAAGAUGAAUUGACUCUGGACAAUCUAACCAGGCCUCAGUUGGUGGCACUUUGUAAACUGUUGGAACUUCAGUCAAUUGGGACAAAUAACUUUCUCCGCUUCCAGCUGACUAUGAGAUUGAGAAGCAUAAAAGCAGAUGACAAACUGAUUGCUGAAGAAGGAGUUGAUACACUGACUGUUAAAGAACUGCAAGCAGCAUGUCGUGCACGAGGUAUGAGAGCUCUUGGUGUAACAGAGGAACGUCUCAAGGAACAGCUUAAACAGUGGCUAGAUCUGCACCUGAACCAGGAAAUCCCUACUUCAUUGCUUAUUCUAUCCAGAGCCAUGUAUCUUCCAGAUACUCUUUCUCCAGCUGAUCAGCUUAAAACAACACUUCAGACACUACCGGAGAGUGUUGCCAAAGAAGCUCAGGUCAAAGUGGCAGAAGUUGAAGGUGAAAAAGUAGAUAAUAAAGCACGCCUGGAAGCAACACUUCAGGAAGAGGAAGCCAUCAGAAAAGAAAAUCAAGAAAAAGAGAUGGAAAGAAUAUCUGAAGCUGCAGAGAAAGCCAAGGAAACCCUUCAGGUUGCAGCCAUGAAAGAAGUGGAAUCAGCAGUGGAUCUUGAGACAGCUGGUUUGCAAGUUAAAAAAAGUCAUCUAGCUGUGGAUACUGAACAAGAACUGGCAAGGGUGGAUAUGGCGAUGCACUCAGAGACACUGAAAGAUACAGCACCAGUGUUGGAAGGCAUUAAGGGUGAGGAAAUAACUAAGGAGGAGAUUGACAUGCUGAGUGAUGCUUGCACCAAGCUGCAGGAGCAGAAAAAAUCACUAACAAAGGAAAAGGAGGAGCUUGAGGAGUUGAAGGGUGAUGUCCAAGAUUAUAAUGAGGAUUUGCAAGAAAUAAAGGAGCUAUCUAAAACUGGGCAAGAGGAGGUAGUGGAAGAGUCAAAGGCAAGCAAGCGAUUGACCAAAAAAGUGAACCGAAUGAUUGGUCAGAUAGACAAAAUUAUUAAUGAGUUAGAGACAAGUCAAACGAUGGUGGAUGCCAAGCUGGAAGGUGGUGAUAGUCCACCUGCUGGGGAGAAUCUCAUCAGUAUUGCUGAGCUUAUUAAUGCGAUGAAACAAAUUCAGAAGAUUCCAGAGGAGAAGCUAACUAGGAUUGCAGAGGCACUAGAUGAAAACAAGGAUGGCAAAAUUGAUAUAGAUAAUGUUGUUAAGGUAGUAGAAUUGAUUGACAAAGAAGACAUUGAUAUUGGAACCAGUCAGGUUGCUGAGAUUAUGGCACUGCUUCAAAAAGAAGAAAAACUGGAAGAGAAAGAGAAAGCAAAGGAAAAACUGGAUAAGGGAGCUGCAGAAGCAAAGAAUUAAACUUCGUAAUUUGAAGAAAAGCCAGAUUUUUAUUUAACCAAAACCAUGUAUAUCUUUGUGUCUAAUGGCUUCAUAUUAGUUGAGCUUUUGUGAUUAUGGAAAGCGUUUUGAGCUGAUUCUAGUAAUAAAUCAUAGGUAUGUUUUCUGACAUGUGGAAUGAAAUUUCCGUUCAUCAAACAAGUAAUUUACUGUCAUUCCAUACAGAUGAAAACAAAAUAUGCUUCUUUAUCAGUGUUCCUGCCCACAAAAUCAUGUAUUUGCACUCGUUGUGGUACAGUGAUUCAUUAAACUUAAGAGUUUGCUGUAUAAAUUAAGUGUAUCUAUCAUGGAAGAAUGUUUCUCAUUUAUUUUCUUUCAUCAUUACAUAGGGCCCAACCUUGUUCUGCUUCUGCCUUUUAGCUUUUUCAGAAUUUAAUACAAACUUUCUCUUCCGUCAAAAUACUACAUUUUUGUGAUGUUAGUGAAGAUCCUGUGGCUUCAAUAGUAGCUCUUUAGGUUUGCUUUCAUUUAAGCUUAAUGUCAUUAAGCUGUUGCCUCACUGACAGAGAAUGGCAUUCUAAUUACUUUUUUUAAUCCAUGAAUUUUUUCUGUUGAGGGGAAAAAUCAGGGUUUUUUUUCCCCUAGAAUGGAAACUUUCCAUGAAGUUUGCUUCUUAUGGGUGCCUUAAAUUUCUUAAGACUAGGGAGCAGAGGAUGUUGCUUUUACUCAAAAUUCCAUUUGAAUUACUAAAGCAUUGGAAUCACAGGAGCCUUUAAAACAGUUUCAGAUCACAAUCAGUCACACAGUAAAAUGAGUUUGUCUAAAAAGUAAAAUGAAACUAAUUGUAAGGGGAAAAUGUCAGUUGUGAUUUUUUUUUUUUUUGGCAUAUAUUUAAAAAAAACCCACAGUUAGGAAGGCAUGUUUGUUCUUGUUCACCUGAUGGCUGUUUACACCACAGAUUCUCUUACCUCUUGAUUUUCAUCUCAGGUACAAAAUUCACUAACCAAGUACAGCUGGAGUACAUAAAUACUUUCAUCUCAUGGCCUUGCUGACUGUGCAGUCAAAAAGUGACGUCUGAUACAGCCAGUGUUUUGACUACAUCAUUGGUUUUCUAGAUUAUUUGUUAUCGGUACUGUCUUUAACCAUGUAAUUAAAUACUGACAGUCUAGGUUCACUCAUUAAAGUCUGUCUUUAGCAGUAAAUUCUCAAAUUUUAAAACAAAGAUACUGACUGUAGAAUGCUCCAUAAUUCCUGGCAUAUAAACCUUCUUGAUUUUGUGUACUCUAUAGAAAGCACAUUUUAUGAUGGUGCUGCGCACAGUGAUAUUGAGGUGGGCAGUUAGUACUUAAUGUUUAUAGUAAUAAUUGCGUAUUUCCCUAGAAAACGUUGGCUCCCAAGUGUAUUUCAGCAUAAUUAUAUGCUCAAUAUUUAUCUAGAUUAGCUAAAUUAUUUGUAAAAACUCAUUUGAAGUUAGUGGAACAAAAAAGUUUGGACAGUCUCAUGGUUUGCGUGAUGGACCAUAGCAUUUAGUUGUUACAAAGCAAGAUGUACAGUAAGAUUAAUUUUAGAAGAAGGGUCAGUGUUCACAUGUUGAGUUUGUACUCUGUACAGUUUGCAAAGAAAGCUGCUUACAGUACUGUUACUGAUCACAGAGUUACUGUAAUUUUAUUUUAUUAGUAAAAUUGCUGUGACAAAGCUGAAAUUUCAUAUCAGUAUGAUCUUUGCAGUUAAUAUAAUCCUAGGGGAUUGUUUUCUUUCUUGUAAAUUGAGAUUAACUUGGAGAUAUCAGCAUGGAAGUCAGUUUGUAGAUUUUGAAGAUAUGACUUCACUAUAAGCUUUUUAGGCCAAAACUUACCUUACGUGAAAAUGCAAGAGUAAAACUAAUUUCACUAAAAUACACUUUUAAAACUGACUUGAUAUUGUAUGAUUAAAAUUGGAAUUAGUGGGCUCUGAAGUGUGCUAAAUCUUGCAUUACUAAAAUAUCUUCAGUUUGAAAAAAAUUGUAAGCAGUCUUACUUGACAUUCCUUGAUCUUUAUGCAGGGAUAAGGUUAGCUGGCUGAAAUGUGAUAAAGAUAUUCUAACUAAAAUUGUCCUCUAGCUUUCAUGCAAUAUCAGAAGUUUAGGAAUGGAGUGGACUUCAAUGCAGUUAGUUUUAAAAUAGGGAAAUAUCAGAAGAAGCUGUUUUCAAAGAUUUACUGAUUUUUAAGCUUUUUACAGCUUUAACUGGCCUGGCAGUGAAGUAUCUGAUUGUAUUAUUUGGGACUUUGCUGCUGCUAUUUAUAGUGUUUACUGUUCAUUUGAGUUUUUUCUGUGGAAUAUAUAACGGAGCCAAAAAUAGCUGGUUUUUAUAAAGAAUGCCCUGAUUAAGAUAAUUGUGACAUGUUCAUUGAUCACUUGUAGCUUUUGAGUUUGUCUGAAACUUGGUAUAUUGUGAGAAUUUAGUAGGUUAUAUGAAAUGCAUUUAAACGUAUUGCUUUCAGUCACAAAUGCCAGUUUCCCCCUGUUACCUAUGGAGUCCAAAUUAGCUGCGUGCCAACCACAGCAAAGUAUGUUAGCAGGAAGUAUCUGCCUUCUCACGUAGAAAGUAGGCAAGCCCACAACAGCUGGACUUCAGCAACAGAUGUUCUGCAAGCUUAAAAAGAUUAGGACGCGCUUGGUGAUUCAGUCGCCCUGUUUCAGACGCUUCAUGAGCAGCUCUGCACAGGUGAUAAAGACAACUUAAGCAAAUCACUGGCUUGCGGACUAGCUCCAGGUCAAGUGCUUUGUUGUCUUUCCUGUUGACCAAAAAAACAGAAGCUGCAGUACUUUCAGAGAAACGAUGACGUCCAAGUGUACAGUAACUGUUCAGAACUUACUCUGGAAUGAAUAUUUAGUCAGGAGAUGUAAAUAUUUGUUAAAAUAAUUAAGGGAUGUGUGAGAUUUGGGCGACCUUGUGACUUACACAGGCAAAGCCUCUAAGCUCAGAGGUAGGUAAUCAGUAAGACCAUUGUUGGAGUUGUUUCAGAUUUGCAUAAAGAUCAGAUUUUGAUUAUAAGCUAUUCAGGGAAAAAUAUAAAUAAAUUUAAAAAGCUUAGUAAUAAAACUCAAUUUAACGAGGAUGAGAAGUAACAUAGGAUGUCCUUCUGUAUCAUCCCUUCAAAGCAAUCAGGUUGUAAGACCUAUUUCAUUGAAGAAUUUAUUUCCAAUUCACACUAUCUCAAAAGGUGGUUUUACUGAGACUUUCAUUACUGAAUGCAUGCUGCGUAAGUAAAUCUGCCUGCAAGUUAGAAUACUGGGAAGCUAAUUUACUAGGUUGUUUGUCAGCAGGACUGCGUGUCGGUAGAGAAUAUUCUCUUGACAAGAUUAGUACCUUAUAUUGUAGGCUUUGUCUGGGGACAAAGUUGCAUCUUUUAUACAACUCCAAAAUACUUCUUGUAACUUUAUAUCUACAUAUCUUGCUAAUCAUUUAAACUUUAGCUACUUAAGCAUGUAUUUAAAUACUUUUUAAUUGUUUAUAUCAAAUUAUUGGGUAUACUUAAUUAAAAGAAAAAUCCCAUAUUCUGUUCUUGAUAUGUAUUUGAAGUUUUGCCUUUCAGUUUAAGAAUUUCAGCCCAUGUUAAAAUUAUAAGUUGUAAAUCAUGUGUCUAUGCUCUGAGCAUACUGGUCCUGUGUUUGCCAUAAUGUAGUAUAAAAUUUUUAAGCUAAUUGGAGUUUGUGUCCUCUGUUCAGUUUGAAUAAAUGUAUUAUUUUGAAACCUA
Dromaius novaehollandiae (emu) is the source of this 6070-nucleotide messenger RNA. RefSeq names its product leucine zipper and EF-hand containing transmembrane protein 1 (gene LETM1). The transcript is spliced from 13 exons. Gene Ontology annotation, biological process: intracellular monoatomic cation homeostasis. Gene Ontology annotation, molecular function: calcium ion binding; ribosome binding. The coding region runs from base 302 to 2353 and encodes 683 amino acids. Gene Ontology annotation, cellular component: mitochondrial inner membrane. NCBI's taxonomy places the organism in Eukaryota, Metazoa, Chordata, Aves, Casuariiformes, Dromaiidae. The record is from RefSeq and is a predicted model, not a curated record.